ACAAAAAGGAAACUACAGCCUGUUUUUGUGUCAGUUUGUGGUGUUCACUUUAGUGGGUUCAGUCACUCGGAAUUUCCCAUUUGCUCUGUUUAACACAAAAACUCAAAAGUGGUCCAUCCUCUUAAUGAGAACUGAAGAGCUUCAAAGACCUCCCAAGAACAUGAGCAGAAUAUUGAUAUUGGUGCUGUGUUCUCUCUACUGCUGCUUAGCAGACAAUGUGGAGCUUGUCCGCUCCAAGAGAGGAACUCGUUUUUAUGGAGGUGAGCGUGAGCGGAAGACGUCCCGGCGGCCACUUUUCAUUGUUCAUGUGCAGAAGCCUUCACCUUCCUUUGACACCUCCCUACGUUGCGUGGAUAGAACAACAUCAGCCGUGCAUAAUUAUGGGGACACUUGGCUGCGAUGGAAGGGACAGCGUGUGGAGUAUUGCCGUUGUGCGUUAAGAGGACGAGAACUUUGUCACGUAGUCCCCGUCAUCAACUGCUACUCAUCUAAAUGCUACAAUGGCGGGACGUGCAAGGAGGCCGUGUACUCUUCGGACUACAUUUGUCAGUGCCCCGUAGGCUUCAGUGGCUCCCAGUGUGAGAUCAACACCAAAGAGAAGUGCGUUGUGGGGAGCGGGGACGCCUAUCGCGGCACGUGGAGUAUCAGCAAGUCGGGGGCGGAGUGCAUCAACUGGAACGCCACCGCGCUCAGGGCAAAGAAGUUCACCGCCAGGAAAGUGGACGCCAGCACCCUUGGCCUGGGCAACCACAACUUCUGCAGGAACCCUGACCAGGACAGUGGCCCUUGGUGUUACACCUACAAAGGCACACAAAUCACCUGGGAGUUCUGUUCCUUGCCAAAGUGUCCAGAAGAUAAGUAUGAAGAAUGCGCGAGAGGCCUCGGUCUGACUUAUAGGGGCACGAAGUCCGUCACUAAAACUGGAGGCCGCUGCCUCCCUUGGGACUCUCCAGCCAUCGUGCGCAAGUACAACAACGCGUGGAGGUCUGAUGCCCUCGAAGUGGGACUGGGCAGCCACAGCUACUGCAGGAAUCCUGAUGGUGAUGCGGGUCCGUGGUGUCACACCUACAAGAACAUGCAGCUGACCUGGGAGCUCUGUGAUGUACCUAAAUGCACGAGACGUCCAUCCAGCAUCACCCCGGUGGGCCCUCGAGGUCCCACAACCAACAAUAACAACAACAACAGAGGGGCAUGCGGCCAACGUUUGGACAACACCCUGAAGCAGCCUACCUUCCGCAUGUUCGGAGGCCGAGAGAGCGACAUCACCGAGCAGCCCUGGCAGGCCGCCAUUAACGUUUACCAGGCUCGCUUGCGCAGACACUUCCACCGCUGCGGAGGGAUUCUCAUUGAUUCCUGCUGGGUCCUUUCUGCUGCGCACUGCUUCGAGGCCACGGACAAACCCUCAAAGUUGGAGGUCAUCCUGGGCAGGACGUUCCGCAAAGAGAAUUCCACCAGUGAGCAGAUUUUCAAAGUUGAAAAGUACUGGAUCCACGAGAAAUUUGACAACGAGACCUUUGACAACGACAUAGCACUUUUGAAGCUGAAGACUGACAUUGGCGUUUGUGCCGUGAACUCUCCUGAGGUUCUUCCCGCGUGCCUUCCCGAACCCAGCCUGGUGCUGCCCGACUGGACCGAGUGUGAGAUCUCAGGCUACGGGAAAGAUUCAGAGUUUUCUGCCCAUUACUCUGAACGCGUCAAGAGAGGUUUUGUCCGGCUGUGGCCCAGCGAGCGCUGCGUCCCCGAUGUGUUGUCUGGACGCACGGUCACUCCUAACAUGUUGUGCGCGGGUGACACCAGAGGCCUGGAUGACGCCUGCAAGGGAGACUCCGGCGGUCCUCUCGUCUGUCGCACGAACGACAAAAUGACCCUGAUGGGCGUCAUCAGCUGGGGCGACGGCUGCGGCCAGAGGGAUAAACCCGGCGUCUACACCCGCGUCACGCAUUACAUCAACUGGAUUAACGGCAAAAUGAGAGCCAACCCGGUCUGAGCACCAGGACGAUAAAGUCCGUUGUAUCUAAAUCCAAAUGGGGAGUGUUUGAAACCGGCACUUGUUUAGAAGGUUCACGCGAGGAAGUGGAACGUCUGUCACAAGCGUUUAACAAUGACAGAAGCUCCAAGUUCUUCACUUCCUGCGCUUGAGGAACCCAACGCGUCCUCCCACUACUCAUCUAUGUUUGUUUUUGACAUGCGCGGAUGUGUUCCGUCAUUUUUGUCACUUCACCACGGCGGCGCUGUGGUGAAGUUCCGGCGGCGGGAGUCCAGCUGGUCGGCAGCGCUUGCGAUGCAAAAAAGCUCAACGCGUAUUUUUGUGCAUCUCCCACGAUUCGUAAAAUCUGCUGGUUCAGAUUCUGCUCAGUUUUUCCAUAUUUGAGGAUUCACAACUUUGACAGAUGGCCACAGCCAAGCAUGUACAGAAUAAUAUCUGUAUUAUUACAUUUUUUUCCCCACAUUUUCAUAAACUGCUCAUCCGCAUGCAAACAAUUUGUAUUCUUCACAAAACUUUUUUUUAAGACUUUUGUACUAAAUAAUAUUUAUGUGUAUUUUAUUGAAACUUACAUGUGCUGUAAAUAAUUUGUCUAUCUGUUAAAAUACAAUAAAUAUUUUGAGUUAAGCUCUU
Molecule: messenger RNA, 2617 nt
Organism: Syngnathoides biaculeatus (alligator pipefish)
Lineage: Eukaryota; Metazoa; Chordata; Actinopteri; Syngnathiformes; Syngnathidae
Gene: plat
Product: plasminogen activator, tissue
Exons: 15
Coding region: 125-1987 (620 amino acids)
Biological process (GO): smooth muscle cell migration; plasminogen activation
Molecular function (GO): serine-type endopeptidase activity
Source: RefSeq, a predicted model, not a curated record